This is a messenger RNA of Arabidopsis arenosa, 1008 nucleotides long. NCBI's taxonomy places the organism in Eukaryota, Viridiplantae, Streptophyta, Magnoliopsida, Brassicales, Brassicaceae. The record is from the annotation of a GenBank genome assembly.
GAUUCGGAGAAGACAGACAGAUAUUCACAGAGAGUCUCAUGGCUGAGGUAAAAGAGAAGCCACGCGCUUGCGUUGAAGGAGGAGAUGGAGAUUUCCUCGUUCCUAGUUUCUCCGACGACGGAACCGGUUCUGUUUCCGCCGGAGUUGACUUGUCGGUUGAGAUUGAGAAACCGAUUCACGAUGCUAGGUCCACAGAGCCAGAUGCUUCAACGAUCAUUCCAACUCAACUUACUAUAAUCUCUGGUGGGAGUUGUAGAAUGUUCGAUGGUGUUCCUGCACAAAAGGUUCAAGAAAUCAUUCGCAUCGCUGCUGCUGCUAAAGAGAUAAAGAAUGUGACCGGUAUAAAUCCAGCGCUGAACAGAGCUUUUUCUUUCUCAGGCACAUCAACUGUAGCUGAUCUGCCAAUUGCUAGGAGACGUUCGCUUCAAAGAUUUCUUGAGAAGAGACGGGACAGGUCCACAAAGCCAGAUGCUUCAACGAUCCUUCCAAGUCAACUUACUAUUAUCUUUGGUGGGAGUUUUAGCGUAUUUGAUGGAAUUCCAGCUGAAAAGGUUCAAGAAAUCCUGCGUAUUGCUGCUGCUGCUAAAGCCACUGAUACAAAGAAUUUGACAAGUAUCAAUCAAGCAUUGAAGAGAGCUCUUUCUUUCUCAAGCACAUCAACAGUACCUUUACCAGGGGCUUGCAUAUCGACAGCUGAUGUGCCAAUUGCUAGGAGACGUUCGCUUCAAAGAUUUCUUGAGAAAAGACGGGACAGAUUUGUCCAUACGAACCCUUACUCUGCUACAACCUCGAAAGCAGAGAAAACCAUGGUGACAUGAGCUCCAAGACUGUAAGCUAACCUCAAACCUUACUUUCGAAGCAACUCAGUAUCACAGUUAUCUCUGACAAGAUUAACUCAGCUCAUAUAUAAGCCUUACUUUGCUGUACGAUAAUCAUCUGCCUAUGUUUCUUAGACAAAACACAAAUUUGUUUUCCUUGUUUGUGAUUCGAUGUGUUUAUCAUCUCGCA